AAUUUAGACAAUUGCUCGCCAAUAUGGCUGCCUCGAUUACUCCCGUAAACUCUUCCAUUAAUCUUUCGCUGUUGGCGUCAACAGACAUAUUUUAGAGAUGGAAAUUUAAAAUCAAGCAUUUGCUAUGUCAGCUGCGAAUACCGACGCGGGAUUUAUUUCCAGUACGGGGUUUUCCAGUCAGUGUUUUCCCGUUCGAAGCCUCACUCGAUACAAGAGACAAGAUGACGAUGGUAAGUGUUUGGCCUUUCUUGUGACAAAGUGGUGUUUUCUGAUGUAUUUCGUUUGGUUGAAGACAACCAUACGUUUAUAAGUUGAAUGAAUUUAGUUGAAACACGUGGUAUGAUCAAUUGUAGUCAUGUUGUCUUGUUGGAAAGGGCUUGAAUGGGAUAAUAUUAAUGUCCAGUUCAAAACGGUUACUUGGUAAUUUUACAGUUGUAUGGUACUGGACUGAGGGACAAAUAUAAAGUAACGAAGCUCAAGAAAGCGAAGCUAGAUAUGAUGAGGUUAUUGACUAUCCAUUCCUCUUCGGGUUUCUGCUUUUUACAAUUACAUGCAUGUCUGUAAAUUAUUUCUCUGUGUUUGUAUCUAUACCUCUAACUUCUUUUCCGCAUGUUAGUUUAAAUGCUUGUACAGUAUUAAUGAUAUCUUAAAUUAAACUAACAUAAAAUAAGUUAUAAGACAGGGCUUAUAGUCACUGUGUUGUUUUUGAACCUUGCCCGGUCUAUUCAGUUUCUCUGAGCAUAAACCAAACAGCGUGUGGGAAAGGAAUUAGAGAAGGCAUGUCUGAAUGGAAUCUUCAUGUUUUAAGGCCUCCAUUUAUAGUUACUGUGUUUUUGUUGUUAUUAUUAUUUUCUGAAGGAGGGGCAUGGCUUGUUGCUUACCGCGCCGAGCAGAGAAGAAGAUUUAAAGCUGUGUUAUGUGCUGGGGAUCCAAGUCUACCAACAAAAUCACUGAUUACAAACUUUAAAAAUGAAGAAAUGGACACUCUCACUGAUGUUAAGUCACAAAAACUUGAUGGAUUUUAUCUGGUAAGCUUAAACUGAAGCAUUAAUAGAAUAGCUUUAAAUUGGACCAAUUUCAAAAAUUAUUGCUGUGCAACAAAUUUUCUUGUUCCAUGUGUUUUUUUUGUCCCAAAUCAGGCCAACAUACACAGCAAAUUGUAAACCAUGCUUUUAGCUGAAAGGAAAAUAUUGCUUCACUACGUUCUACAUCAUACCCACUGAAAAAAACAUCAUGAAAUCUGUAUUUUUUGCAGAUGAAACAAUUUCAUGUAGAUGAUCCAUCUGAUUUAUGCUCAGUAAGAAUAAGUGGACAAGAACUAAGAGAGGUACAAUAACAUGUACAUGUAUGUUAAUUAUAUUUAAGGAUUAUAGCUAUAUGUUCAGUGUGCAGAGAAAGUUGUGUCCGAUAGCCCGGGGCUAGUGGAUUUUACUAUAGGGCUACUGAUUUUUGCUCUUAACUUGCCUGAUGGGUAAGUGCUGUUUUUUUGGGGAAAUUCAAAUUACAGAAGGAUUGUAAUCUACUCCUGCUAAUCAAAAAGGGUUUUGGAGCUUGUUGAAUGACUCGUGGGCUGGUACAAUUUGGUAGCUACAGCUUGCCCAAAUGGCAGGCUGUAAAACUGACUUUCUUUGCACCCUGUAUGUUACCUGUAGGUUCAUUUUAUGGGAGGUUAGCAGGGUAAACAGUGACAUUAGUCAAAUGAAAUGGUGGCAGGUGACACAAGGUUGGAUUGAAACUACAACAGUGAUGAAGAUGAGCAUAUUAAUUGACAAUGGUAGCAGCUAGGAAGUUCUUUGGUAUUGUUUUCCUUUUCUUUUCCACCUAUUAAAAUAGCCAGUGUUGAUGCUUAUACUAGCCUGGGGAAAUCCUGGCCGCUGUGAUCAUGACAUCCCUGAGUGACUGUUCAAAAUGUACAGUAGGGUGAAAUUUCAUGAGUGAGAUUUAUUGAAGAGCAUAACAUAUAAAAGCAUCUUUCCCCACUGAUUUUGUGUUCCAAUUUACACAUUUUUUGUGUAUCUAGGUAAAUGAAAAUGACUUCUUGCUAUUUGACAAUGUUAUCCAUGUUGAUGCGGGAGACAACAAUCUGCCAUUUGGUGAGUUAACAGUAAACAAACUUUGAAAUUUAUGUUUAGCAGUUAUUUUUAAGCAUUCAGCUUAAGGCAAAAUAUAUUGUUAGUACUUCUGUCAAAGAGAUUUUAUCUGUACUUAACAUUUAACAUGCACACAUACUGUCUUUUCUUUGGGAUUCUUAGUGAUUUUAGUGCCUCUAAUCCCCCUCACUUCUUCCCCAUUAGAGAACUUAAAAACAGGGUAAAUGUAUCAUGUAGUGCUUUCAUUUUUGUGGUUACAAGAAAAGUUAUAAUCAAUUAUUAUUUUCUAGACACUUUCAAGAAAAUAGAAAUUAAUAAAAAAGCAAAAUCUUCCUAACAGAGUUUAAAGGUCAAAAUUUAUGCAGUUUCCAGAAAGUCAGGUAGGAUGAGGUUCUUUCAUGAUGGAUUUUACUAACAAUGAUUAUGUCUGACAUUUCUUCUCAAUAUAGCUGCAUUUAGCAAAUUCUCAGCACUCCAGGAAUUAGAACUUCCUCUAAACAACAUUCACAACACCGUCAAAAUCCAGCCAGACAUGUUCACAAGCCUGAUGACUCUUGAUCUUUCCUACAAUCGUGUGACUGGAGAUGACAUCUUGGCACUUGGACUUCUUAUGAACCUUCGAACUUUGCAUCUAACAGGUAAGAGCAGAGGGAUGUUAAAUGGUAAAUUUGGGUUUCAACAGUGAACCUUAAUUUGUUUAAAAAACCGAGACUUUCAAUCAAAACAUUUACUGUAAAACUCACAAAACCAUGAACACCAGAAAUAUUCUUGAAUGUCAUUGUGAUUUACUGGCUUGCUUGCAUCAUUGUCUUGAUCUUCACUUUGAUUGGUCAUUUACACAAUAAACAUUCCUAAAAUACUUCAGAUGUUCACAGUUUUAUUAGUUUGACAGUAAGACUAUGGGGUGGAACAAAUUGAACACUAAAAGAAAAGAAUUUUAACUCUGAAACUUGAACCGAAUUAAAACUUUCUGAAACCUACAAUUUCCUUGUAGGUACGAAUUUUCACCCCUAACCUCUCCCUCAAGAUGCUAAGGGCUACGGAUUUAUAUUUAUUUUGCAAAGUUACCUCAGCUUUGCACAGUUGACCUCUUAUUACAUUCAGUCAUCCAGUCAGUGAUCCACAAACAAUCUUAUCAGUGAUUUUAAAAAUGCACCCAUCUUGAUCUGUUCUUUGGAAACAUGAAGAGCCUCUGAAAUUUCAAAAUGUUUUAACUUGGGUAGAUUCUUAUGACAGUGAGUAGACUAUUCUAAGCAAAAUAACCUCUUGAGAUAUCACAUGAGUUGCUGCAUCAUAGACACUUUUUCAUUGCCACAUAAUGGACCUUCAGGAAAUUGUGCAUACAUAUACAUACAUACUCUACCACAAUGUUUCACACUAGUAUAUCAAAAGUGCUGAUUGUUGCUUUUUUAUUCUUACUUAUUUUUGCAAUAAAGCUAAUAAUCAAAAUUGUAACUUGGAAUGUUUUGCUAGACAUAAUGAUUAUUAAUACCGGUACAUCUGUAUUGUUCCAGACUUCCAAGGUGAUUCAUGGAACGAUUUUAACAGUACUAGAUUACUUCUCUUGAAAUAUUGAUUGCCCUUGAAAAUUGGUUUUCUAAGUGUCAAUGGAAAUUUAAAUUUUUUUAGUAAUAAUUAUUUUGUUUUCUAGGAAAUGAGAUAAAAAGGCUUCCAGUGGAAAUGACAAGAAUGUACAGAACAAUAACAGGAAUGACAAUGUAAGUGUUUAAAAUUGAUCGUUUUCUGCAAAUUGAAAGCUGUAUUAUGGAGAUGUUCAAAUGAGCUACUUUACAAUGUAAAUUAUCUUUUGUAGCAAUUUUCUUUUGUUUUACACAGGUCAGGGAAUAUUGAAUCCCACGAGAGAAAACUGAGAUUUCCUGCUCUGGAAAAUUUAUACCUUGAUCAUAAUGAGCUAACAGAUUUGUCCACCUUUGCCAGCCUGGCAGGAUUAAGAAAGUAUGAACUCAAGUUUUGUUAACGUUAUGGAUAAAAUUUCUAUUAAAUUAUUUACAGAGUAUAUUAUUGAAAUUCAUUGUGAAGACUAAUCUGGCAGAAAUUUGAACUACCUCGCAUGUGAAUCGGGGCUGUCAUUAAGAGGUGGGGGUCGGGGGAUUUUCCUCAGCUACUGUGAGUGUGGCCCCCGGCUACUUUCAUAGGAAAAUAGACGAAAAAUAAAAUUGUUGUAUUUACCCAGCAACUUGAAGUCUGAGUGACAUCCCUGAUGUAAGUGCAAUGCCCGUUUCUCUGGAAUGCAGUAAUUGAACUGCUAUCUACAGCUGGUAAUGGAUUCACUUUUAUAUAAUAAGUUUAUUGGUUGAAUGUGGGGAAGGCUUGUCUUCCUUGGACCUGUUUUAAAAGUCAAAGCUAACAUGUGCUGAAUUGCUACCAAGGAAAAUUUCUUGUUUUCUUGCUCAUUUGCAUUUCACUGAAGAUGCAUGUAUGCGAAGUUUAACAUUUAACGUUUAGCCUGCAUAUCAGAUAAAGGAAUCUGUGAUAACUGAAUUCAAAACUUUACAGAUCUUUUAGUGAGGAAGUUAUCUACAGUCAUUAAAUGACAAUUAUUAUACAGGUCUUGAUGUUGUUUAUUAUUUGUAUAAUUGUAACCAUCCAGACGAAACAGUUAUUCAUUUUGUGCUCAAGGGCUGGUUCAGUUAGCUUGUAGGUUUUUUUUUUAAAUUUUAUACUUGUUUUCCAAGUGUUAUAUUUGAUAAUUUGUAAUGUGCUUUAUCAUAGUGGCAUAGUGAAAAGUUAGGUAAUUAGAUUUUUUUUUCUAAGAAGGGGGUCUCAAGGAGGGUAUUGUGCUAGAAGAAAUCAAACUGCUCAUAUAAGCACAAGUAGCAAAUUUGAAAUUCUAAUUUCUUCAACAGGCUGAGAUAUCUUAAUUUGGAACACAAUGAAAUCUCCUCCAUUCCCCAUCUUCGGCUUCUGGGUGCCCGAGUAAGAGACCUUUCCCAGAAAGAGAAUGAAGAUGCCUUCAACGAGGAACUGGUUGAUAGCUCUGCACCAAGUUUUCCUCAGGAGAAGGACAGCGAUUCACAGGCCAAAAAUGAAGUACAUUUUAGUGAUACCAAAGAGGAAUCGAAGACUGAAGAGAAGGAAGAAAGUAACGACGAGUUGAUUCUUGAUGAAGUUGAUAAAAUUCUAAACCAAAAACUAGCGGAUGAUGAACAGAAUGAGGAACACAAACGGCCUGAAAUGCAACCAAAAUCCAGCGUACUUACUGAAGAUGCUUCUCUUUUAGGUACGUUUAUUGGAAUGUAUGUCGAUGGUCUUGACUUUUAAGCGUGUAAAAAAUCACUUAGUUAUUAAAAACGCUACACUACAAAUAAUCUCUUUUUUAUCUUUUAAAAUUCAGUAAAGCAAGAGCACUACGCGUGAGGGGCGACCGGAGAAGCCGCGAGAAAAAAUGGGGCAAGCCCCAGCAAAAACAAAAUAUGAUUUACUCUCACUUUUCCUUUGCCAGGGCUUGUGCCACAAGAUGCUUAUUGUGCCAAGCUCGUGACAUGACAGUUUCACACAUGAAGACAUGAAGAUUACUGCUUUUGAUAUUUCAGGUGACCAAUAUAAUCCACCGAUGCCUUUCGCCAACUUACUUCACCUUAACCUUGCAAACAAUCUCAUCUUUGAGGAAGAAGGGCUCUUGGCUUUGAUGGGCUGGCCUUCUCUUAGAGAACUUGUGUUGUGGGGCAAUCCGCUUACCACUGCAUUCAAGGGAGACCCACCAAUUCUUUCAUUUCAGCUCGGAAGACUUAAAGGUGUGAGAAUUUUCAGGUAAGGAACACUUCUGAGUUUUUAUAGUUAAGGUUAUAAAAAGAGAUCUUGCGGUAAAACGGUUUUGCGCCUCCAUAUGUCCAGCGGUACAAAUCGAAAGUAUUCCUCUGCUCCGUCGUUUUGCAGGACGUGAUCACAUUUUGACGGUUUAUUUUCAUCUUUCUUCUUUGCAGGCAAAAGCCCCCGAAAAGACCCAAGCCAGUUUUGAAUCUUGCGAAUACUAAUAGAAAAGUAAGUUUGUUUUCAAGAAACUCUCCUAUGGUCCCUGGUCUUGUUCAGGUAGUGUGUCUGCCUAACUUUUAGAACGAUGCGGCGUAAAGUUAGUUAGAUCCCAUUUAUCCAUGACUGUUACCGUAAAUAGAGAUUGAUGGACGAAUUUCCGUCAUCCAGUGGUGGUCCUUUCUUCAUUGUCGUGCUGUUGUAAAUCCUCAAAGUGUUUAGCCUCCCACGCAGGUGUUUUUAGGAGAGUCGUAUUUCCUCCCUCCCCUGAAAACGCUUUCGAGAAAGGUUACAAAGUGUUUGGUCAAGCAAUUGCCCGAAACGUUUGUGUUAAUGAAGAGAAGUGUCUUAGUGCAGAUCGCGUCGGUCUUCAGGCGGUAAGAUGGACUUGAAACGAAGUACUAUAUCUACGACUACAAUGAUCGCAGGGGCUUGAUACACUCCUCUAUGUUCCGGCGGGAAAGAGAAGUUAUCCGUAUAUCCGUUGGUCUUCUAAUGCUCCAUUCUUCUGCAGCGUUUUCUGACCGUGGGCAUCCACCCCUCUACCCUGGGUAUUAGUAGCCUGCCAGCAAGCUCUCUAUUUGUGGGAGUCGCGAGAAUUCACGCGAGAGCCACACGCGAAAAGAGAUUUUCGCUCUCUAUGGUUGAAGAGCUUGCUUGCAGGCUAGGGUAUUGGAGUUUUUUUGUCGCGUGCGACGUUCGAAUACUGUGGAGAUGUUGAGUUCGUGGUCGGCUACGUUAUCUGCCAAAGGCCUAAGCUCUGGCACGGUCCAGGGAAUCACCUUUCCACGUACUGUAAGGAAAUUUAGUUCCGCGAGCUAUUCCCGUGUUAUCAUGUUUUAUAUUUGCAUGACGGUAAAAUUUAUUUAAUUUCCUCUUUUACGAACUCCAGGUGAAUGACGCUCUUCCUCCAAUGCCCAAGAAACAAUUUCUCGCUAUGUUGGAGGGCCCUCCUGAGAAGACAUCAGACGAAUACAUUGGAUCACCGUACAGAACGUUGCCGCCAAUAGGAUCUGCCCCGCCCACUGGCCGACGCUCUAAAUCCACCACCCCUAGGAAGCUUUCCACAGCUCCUGGUCUGACGGAGACCACAGCGAGAGACAAUGUACGACCUCAGUAUGAACGCACCAAUAGCAUGCCUCCAGAGAUGCCAGGGUCUUCUCAGUACAGGUCUGACCUCAGCACAAGGCAGACCGUGAAGACAGAUGGACAAGCUACUGUUGGUGAGAGCGUCAGCACUGCUGAUGGGCGUGGUCAGCCACGUGCUGAUCGACAGAUUAACUCUGAAGAUGGAUUUUUCAUGACACAAGUAAGACUUUUUAAUUUCCUGAGGUUUGUUCCCCUAGCAUUUUUGAUAUUCGAGGUCUCUGCACUACGUAUGGUCGGGUUUUUCAAACAUGAAUUCCUCGCCGAUAAUUUCUCCGGUUAAGAUGGGCCUAUGGUACGUCAGGACAAGUUUAUAAACGAACAGAGUGAUCAUGUUAAACUUAAAUUAAGAGAAAGGUGGAUUGCAUUUAGAUUUCCACGGGAGUAAGAUGGAAAAUGUGCAUUUAAAGUUCAUACAGGAAAACUAUUUUUACAGUAACGUAAGCACUUCCGAGUCAUAGGAAGUAGCAAGUGUUACUUUUCAUUUGAAAAAAAAAGACGUACUUAACAUACCAACUAGAUUCUAGUACUGCUUGGCAACCUUAGGAUUUCAUUGACAGUCUCAAAAGUUAGAACCACUUGCAACAGAAAAACAAAGUUCUACAGUAAAUCACAGAGCUUUCAGUUUCAUCUCACUAUUUCGCGAACUCUAGAAACUGACUAUUAACCAUUUAUUUCGAUCUUUUUGCCCCGUCUUGUAUAAGUUUUGUUCAUUCAUUGCCAUUUACGCCAACAGGUAGAUGACCUUGAAGAAGGACAAGAAGUGGAGCCUCCAAAACAAAAAUCGAAGAAAACAAAAGAAAAAGAGCGACCAUUUAGCGUGGAAACAAAAUACAAAGGCUACGAAGAACUGUUGGAUGUUGACGAAGAUGACCCGGACAUUGUUAUACCGCGUGACGUGCAAGGAAGUGUCAGGGCUUUAAAUUACGCUUUGGCACACCCUUUGAUCUUUAGUGAGUCGCACGGUACAUACAAAGAAAGGAGAGUGAAGAAGGAAAAGGUAAUCUACAUGCUGAUUCUGUGAUACAAACACUUAGGCAAAGCUAACAGCGAAGCCCCCGUAUUCCGCGUGGUCAGGGCUUUGAAUUACCGGGUGUCCCAAAAGUUCGUUGCUGUACGUUAUAAGUCUGUAUUUCAGUUCGAUUGGACUUGGUAAGCAAAUCAUUUAAACAAAAGUUGUGCCUUUCAAACUAAAUCACUGUUGUCAUCCUUGUUGUGCUAUCUUUUGACUCGAAUAUUCAAUUUGUGUACUUCCGCGCGAAAGGUGCGCGUGCGCGAGUAUAUUUUCCAGCCACAUAUUUUUUGUAUUUUAUAGCCCGAAUUGUUCGAACUCUUUCCUUGUUUUUUGUGAAUAUCACGAAAGAUUAACCCCCUUAACGCAAAAACGUUCCGCUACGUGAGAGCAUGAGCAUGUAUACUUCGAUUUAUUGGCUUAUCUGUUGAAGAAACUGCUAAAAAACUGGGAAAAUCCGAAUGCUGGGUGAUUAAAUGAUCUUGGAGAAAUGAAGGUUUUGAAGGCAAGAAACGAAGGAGAAGACCAAAAGUCCUGAAUAAAGCAGCUAAAAUAGUUUUUAAGAAGGCUACAAUCGGCGACAAAAUUGUUGAGACAUUGUACUUAAAUAGGGUGACUUCGGAGAACAAAAGAAUCCGCACCCCUCCCCUGUCCCCUCCAUUCAAAGUUGGGGUGUUUGUUGUUUUCUAUAGGUAGCUAGAACAAGGGCCCAACAUUGUACGGAGGGGAUGGGGGAGGAAAGCUAUAUUUCCUCCUUUUGAAGUUCAUAAAACGUAAAAAAGCCUACUUUUGGGCGAAGUGUCCCAACUCAUUUUGCCGCCGAUUGUAGAUACAAAACAGGAGACUCGACGACUCACAUAGUUAGCAAGCAAAGUCUAGACAGGAUCAUGAAAAGUUGUUUAAAAUGUUUAAAAUUACUAAAAUUAGAGGCCCCAGAGAUGGCAAAAAAAAAAAAAACUCUGCUUAAUCUGCUAAGUAACGCCCAGCUCGUCUCAAAUUUGUAAAGAAGUACAAAAGCCUUGCUGUGGAAGGGGGCCGGGUUGAUUAUCUUUUUUGGAUGAAUGCCCAAAAUAUUUUUUUUUUUCAGCUGCCUAAACUAAACAAAUAUUUUGGGGGGCUGAACUGGCUUCUGCGCAGCAGGUGAUAAAAAGCUCAAAAUGGAUCAUCUGUGGGUCUACAUGCAAUCCCACUUCAUGCCGCAACGGCCACAGAAUGUGAUAAAAACAACAACAACAACAACAACAACAACAAAAAGGGCGUGCCAGUUACUGAAAUUCUGAAUACAUGUACUCGAUAGAGAGAGAAACAUCUUGUAGAUAUUUGAUGUUAAAAUAAAGUUUUGAUCAAUAGUUAUAGUGCAUGAAAUUAGAGGAACGAACUUUUGGGACACCCUGUACGCUUUGGUACACCCUCUAAUCUUUAGUGAGUCGCACGGUACAUACAAACAAAAGAGAGUGGAAAAGGCAGAGGUAGUCUAUGUGUCGAUUUUAAAUCAAAGCUGCCUUAGCAAUACAGACAGCUGUUUUGUUGCUCUUUUUUGUCUUAUAAUAUAGACACGUAGGCAAAGCUAAAAGCGGAGCUCCCAUAUAAUCAGACGGUAAAUCGUAUCCUGCAUGUCAUGUAAGGAAGUGUUAGGGUCUUAAGGCAAAUGGUGCGUACAAAAAAACAGAGAAUUAGAAAGACAAAGGUAUAAACUAGAUGAAAAAAUCCCGUUGGCUAUCUCAAAACUAGCGUGUUUAAUUAACGCUUGACACACUCGUACACAAUACAAAAACUGGUUGUUGUUGUUUUUUCUUUGUCGCAUCUUGAAAAUGGCGGAGUUUUUUUGAGUGGGACAGUCAGCUCCGUCAGUUCUUAAUAUAACCUUCGUAACUGCUUUUUGUGUGCAAACUGAUGUGUUAUGCCACGGAUUGAAGUACGUUUCUUGUUCUUGUUUUGCAGACUAUAUCGACAUCAUUUGGGUCCAAAUCACGACAAAGUAAAGUUGAAGAGCUCGGUGGGAUCUUGGACAAAAUGAGAGUUCAAUCCAAGACAAAAGAGUCUAACCUAGGUGAGUUUCUUGUCAGCGCAACCGCAUUCAGUUAGAUAUUGGAUACCCAAACUGUGAUUACACCAUAUUGUGCCGGUCCUAGGCGCGGCACUUGUGGUCGGAUUCCAAGUGUGAACAGCCGCUAUCUUACAAUUUCACAAUAUUUCAAAAGUAACAGACAUCUCAACCGGAAGAGGUAACCCAAAAAGCAACUUUUCCAGAGUAACCGAUGGUUGACUAACAUGAUUGUCACUUUCUGUUUGCUUUGCUUUAGCAACCGCUCUUCAAGAUUUCAAGAAAGACCCUAAACACAAACAAGAGUACAAGGAGGCCAAAAAGCUUUUAAAUGAGGUGAGUAAAAUCCUUCGCGUUUUCACUCCUUGAUUUUUUAACUUUGAAUUAAUAGAAAUCGCCUAGACAUGAUGUGGUAAUCAGUUUUCCUUGCAAUCGGCGGGCCUGAAGUGUCUUGCUAGAUCACCUUAAAUGAGGAAGAAGGAGAGAGUGUUGAUCGCGGAACACAGAAGGAAGGUCCUGUUUGAAGGGCAGUUGUAGCAUUCUGUUUUGGGCGAGUGCGUUAUGGGGUUGUAUCUAAGGGGACGAAGGGGUUAUAAGUUCCAAGUAUAUCUGCAGUAAGAAGAUGGGUGUAGGCGAGGCUGCACUUAAGAAUCUAAGACUCGCCCUUUUUUUCAGGCCAGUUGUUUGGAAGCUUAUGCUAGUUAAUUUCUAAUUAUACCUUGAGAAAAAGCUCACUUUCCCCCGUCAUAUUAUUUUGCUUCCCUCAGGUGCAAACAAUAUACAACGAGGUUCGUGUUGCUUCACUGAAACCUGCUGCUACUGCGCGGGAUCUGUUCGGAACAAAACCCGAAAGGAGAAGAAGCGCAGAGAACAAAGAGUCAGGCGGAGAAACUGGUCACGAUCUUAUGGAAAGUUUAGGAGGCGAAAAGAAUAUUGCAAAGGAACUGAAACGAUUUAAAGAAAAAGUCGAUAGCCGGUUAUGAAAUUAGGUUUCAACAAUAGAGAGCCAAUGAUCAUGAAAUCGCUCCAAUUCAUCUCCGUAUUUCUAGCUAGUUUCUUGCCGUACAUAGUGAUUUUGUGUGCAUAUAAAAGCUAGUCAGUGCAUCUGACAGGUAUAUACUGUACAAAGAUUGUAAAUAAGUUGUACAUAAAAUUUUUUAAAAGAGAAUGAGAGAAUGCCAGUACUUUAGUUUAUUCACCUUUGAGAGAG
This is a messenger RNA of Porites lobata, 11492 nucleotides long. The record is from the annotation of a GenBank genome assembly. Lineage: Eukaryota; Metazoa; Cnidaria; Anthozoa; Scleractinia; Poritidae.